Messenger RNA from Prorocentrum cordatum, 622 nucleotides. The record is from the annotation of a GenBank genome assembly. Lineage: Eukaryota; Dinophyceae; Prorocentrales; Prorocentraceae.
CAAAAACAACAAGGGGCUUAUGAGAAGCCCGGCCGCCUGCUCAGAAGGCCUUCUCCUUCUAAUGUCCCCCUCGCUCGCCGCCGACCUUCGACAUCUACAAGCAGAACGACUGCAAGAACAAGAGGGUCGCGCCCGACUCGGUCAGGCCCUGGUCUGACUACAAGGACGCGUCGCCAGGGCGCCUCCUGCGCGAGACCGCGGACUCUGGGCCCGCCUUCAUGUACGGCCCUGACAGCGAGUUCAGCAGCGGCUUCCAGAUGGGUGACAAGAUCAUGAAUAAAAACGGCGACGCCGACGGCCCGGAGACCAGGUUCUGGUCCCGCAGGCCCGACCAGAUUGCGAUGAAGGGCGGCUAUUUCAACUACAUGGGCAUGGCCGACGACGCGAACGACCCGAAGAGGAAGAUCCGGUCCGCCGGGGCGAACUGGAAGUACCUCACUAAGGAGGAGGCAGCCACGAAGGAGGAGAUCGACAAGUAUUUCGGGAGGAUCGAGACUCCUGUGUGGGGCAUCAAGAAGAAACCGUGAAAUGCCGCCGCUGGUCGCGCGCGCGCGGGACAGCCUCGGCGAGUAGUCGCGUAGUGACUACAGGAUUCGCUGAUGCACGUGGGCUCCUCCUCCGC